AUGUAUCAAGCCAGCAAUGUCUACUUCAUCUGCUCGUUUGCCGCCAUCGGCGGCGGGCUGUUUGGCUUCGACAUCAGCUCCAUGUCGGGGGUGCUAGGCACGCAGGCGUACAAGCGCUACUUUGGCAACCCCGUGUCGUACCGGCAGGGCGCCAUCACGGCGUCGAUGCCGGCGGGCAGCCUGGUCGGCUCGCUCGUGUCGUCAUUCAUCGCCGACAAGUACUCGCGCAAGGUCGCCCUGCAGAUCUCGUGCCUGCUGUGGAUCUUCGGCUCCAUCCUCAUGGCCGCGUCCCAGAACAUCGGCAUGCUGUGCACCGGCCGCGUUAUCUGCGGCCUGUGUGUCGGCAUCGCCUCGUCCAUCGUCCCCGUCUACCAGUCCGAGAUCGCCCCCAAGGAGAUUCGUGGCCGCGUCGUCUCAUUGCAGCAGUGGGCCAUUACCUGGGGCAUCUUGAUCCAGUUCUUCAUCCAGUUCGGCGCUGCGCAGGUCGGCGGCGGCCCGAGCGACCCUAAUCAGCCCGAGUCGGCCUUCCGCAUCCCGUGGGGCAUUCAGAUGGUGCCGGCCUUCAUCCUGCUCGUCGGCCUUUUCUUCUUCCCCUACAGCCCGCGCUGGCUCGCCUCCAAGGACCGCUGGGAGGAGGCUAUCCGCGUGCUGGCCUCGCUCCACGGCGACGGCGACAUCAACCACCCCAAGGUGCUCGCCCAGUACCAGGAGAUCGAGGAGGCUCUACGGUUCGAGCGCGAGCAGGCUACCUCUUCCUUCAAGGCUCUCGUCGCCCCGCGGAUGCUCAAGCGCGUGGCCCUCGGCAUGAGCAUUCAGAUGUACUACAUUGUGUACAUUAUGGAAGGUGCACAGAUUGCUACCCCUCUGGCCACCGCGUCUAUCCAGUACGUGAUCAACGUCGUCCUGACGCUGCCCGCCAUCGUGUUCCUCGACAAGUGGGGCCGCCGGCCGUCGCUGAUCCUCGGCUCGUUUGGCAUGAUGACCUGGCUGUUCAUCUCUGGCGCACUCCAGCAGUACUACGGGCAGGCAAACACAGACCUGACGCGCAACGCGGACAAUAGCGACAUCACGUGGAUCGUGCUGGACAACCGGCCCGUGUCGUCGGCCAUCGUGGCGUGCUCGUAUCUGUUCGUAGCCACGUUCGCGACCACGUGGGGCCCCGUGUCGUGGACGUACCCGGCCGAGAUCUUCCCAAGCAAGAUCCGCGCCAAGGCCGUGUCGCUGGCCACGGCGUCCAACUGGUUCUGGAACAUGGUGCUGGCUUUUGGCGUGCCGCCGUUGCUGUGGAACAUCUCGUACAAGAUGUACUAUAUUUUUGGUGCUUUCAAUGCGGCUGCCUUUGUGCACAUGGCCCUCCUCGCCCCCGAGACAAAGGGCUACACCCUCGAGGAGAUGGAUGAGGUCUUCGACUCGGGCCUGCCUGCCUGGAAGCGCUACAAGAAGACGAGCCGCCUCGAGGAGCUGGCCCGCGAGAUCGAGGCUGGCAAUCUCAAGGUUGCUAUUCCGCUGGGUGGCGCCGCUGGCACUACCGCCGUCGCCAAUCCCGAGCCCAUCGCGGCCACGGCCGAGCACGAGAAGACGACGCACCGGGAGGUGGACAUGACAUCGGCGCCGGGGCCCUUGUCGACAGGCGCGCCGACCGAGAAGCCGCCAGCUACGCAGGCUGCGCUCUAA
Messenger RNA from Lasiosphaeria miniovina, 1674 nucleotides. RefSeq names its product general substrate transporter. NCBI's taxonomy places the organism in Eukaryota, Fungi, Ascomycota, Sordariomycetes, Sordariales, Lasiosphaeriaceae. The record is from RefSeq and is a predicted model, not a curated record. Gene Ontology annotation, cellular component: membrane. Gene Ontology annotation, molecular function: carbohydrate:proton symporter activity. Gene Ontology annotation, biological process: transmembrane transport; carbohydrate transport. Bases 1 to 1674 code for a protein of 557 amino acids. The transcript has 6 exons.